GGCUAACUUCACACAAUUACGCGAAACAAUUUUGAAACAUGGCUUCGGUAAAGUUUGCAGUUAUUGAUGUUAAUGAUUAUUUAUCUAAAAAACAGGCUGCAGAGCCAGAUUUAGCCGCAGACUGGGCAAAACUAGAAGAGCUUUACAACAAGAAAUUAUGGCACCAGCUAACACUAAAAUUGCAGGAUCUUGUGCUUCAUCCAUCAUUACAAAGCGGCGACAACCUUAUUCAACUAUACAACAACUUUAUGACUACAUUUGAAAACAAAAUAAAUCCGUUAUCGCUGGUCGAAAUUAUCGCACAUGUCGUCAAGCAAUACACAGACAAGAAGGAGGCGAUCGCAUUCUUGGAAAAGGUGGAGGCGAAAGUUAAAAUGAAUGAUGAAGCAUUAGCUUUGUGUAAAGUACUCCAAGGUCAGAUCUAUCUAGAGCACCUAAACGAUUUAGAUGCAACGGAAAAGAUCAUAGAGCAAUUGGAGGGUAGCUUGGAGGAUGCUGACGGUGUCACGCCGGUGCACGGACGCUUCUACAAACUAGCCUCGGAGUAUUACCGAGUCCGCGGCCCCAUGGGGCGGUACUACCGCGCGGCGCUGCGGCACGUGGGCUGCGCGGGGGGCGGCGCCCUGCUGCCGCCGGCCGAGCGCCGUGCCGCCGCGCUGCCGCUCGCGCUCGCCGCCGUGCUCGCGCCCGACGUGUACGACCUCGGCGAGCUGUUGGCGCAUCCGAUCCUGGAGUCGCUCGAGGGCACGCCGGACGCGUGGGCGUGCGAGCUGGUGAAGGCGGUGGCCGCUGGUGAUGUAGCCGCCUUUGAGAAGAUUAGAGCUCAGUCCCCUCACCAAGAGCUGCAUCGCGCUGAUCGUCAGUUGAGGCAGAAGAUAGCCAUUUUGUGUCUAAUGGAGAUGGCGUUCAACCGUACAUCGUCACAACGCAAGUUGACCUUCGCGGAGAUAGCACGCGAGGCGAGGGUGCCUCAUGAUGAAGUGGAAUUGCUUGUCAUGAAGGCGCUAGCUGAAAAACUCAUAAGGGGACAUAUUGAUCAGGUAAACGAAACGGUAAUGGUGUCGUGGGUGCGCGCCCGCGCGCUGGGCCGCGGCGGGUGCGGAGCCCUGGCGCGCCGCCUCGGCGUGUGGUGCGCCGCCGCAGCCUCCGCGGCGGACCUGCUGGCGGGCGCCGCGCCGGAUAUACUCACCGUUUAAAUAUAUAAUGCUUGAUGU
Molecule: messenger RNA, 1214 nt
Organism: Zerene cesonia (dogface butterfly)
Lineage: Eukaryota; Metazoa; Arthropoda; Insecta; Lepidoptera; Pieridae
Gene: Rpn9
Product: 26S proteasome non-ATPase regulatory subunit 13
Exons: 9
Coding region: 39-1196 (385 amino acids)
Biological process (GO): ubiquitin-dependent protein catabolic process
Cellular component (GO): proteasome regulatory particle, lid subcomplex; cytosol; nucleus
Molecular function (GO): structural molecule activity
Source: RefSeq, a predicted model, not a curated record